UUCUUCGGAUCUUGCGCUCGGGAUGCAAAGUUCCCCUUCUUUCUAUCCAUCACUGCCGUACCGUUUCUCUCUCUCUCUCUCUCCCUCCCCCCUCCUUCCCUCUUCUCUCUCUUCGCUUCAACCGCCGGAAACUCGCUCUCUAACUUCCCCAUCCCUCUCUUGAACAACAACGGAUAACAAAACUACAUCUAAUUCUUUUUAGAUUUGAAACCCUUUCGUUCUUUUUAACCCCGCUACACAUAUACUAGCUUACAGAAAAAAACAAAAAAAAAAUAACCAACGUUACGAUACCAACCCCUCAUCGCUCCGAAACUCCCUUUCUCUCCUUCCCCCCUUUCCAGAGCACGACCCCCCCCCUCCACCACUCCCAACCCUAACCCCUUCUCCUCCUGAGUGGUGGUGCCGUCUUGUUGUUUAGACCACCGCCAUCCCUUCCUCUCCUUCUUCCUCUUACCUCAGCCUACAGAGUCCCACACUACCGCUGCUAUCGCUAUUACCAUCGCUACCACUACCCUCCGUGUCCUGGCCGGCUAACCCCAAGCGAGAACAUUCCAACUUCUUAAUAAUACGGCUGCACCCUACCGUGCUCUUGAUUACCCCCUGCCAACAUUGUUCGCAAUGGCUCGCAAGUCCAUGCCUCUAUCGAUAGCUCCGGUUCCCCUCGACGCCGGUUAUGUUAUCGUCGACCAGAACUCCACCUCCAACAGUUCAUCCAGCAGUAGCCCUGAGCGCUUCACUAACGACGCGGGCCCUGACUGUUUUUUAUCUAACCCAGACGAUAGUCACUCUUCGAUAGCCGAGCUAACGGACUUCCGCAACAUGACCGUAUCUCCUAUCGAGAAGAUGGCCUCCCUCCGCAAGCCGCAUCCCCAUCAACAACAGCAACAACCCCUUUCACCGGUUAAUAGGCUUCCUCCUGAGCUCCUGAUCGCCAUAUUCUCCAAGAUCACCUCCCUGGUGGUCUUGAAGACUUGCAUGCUGGUGUCCCGGCAGUGGGCCGACUGCAGCGUAGAGCUGCUCUGGCACCGUCCGCAUUUCGGGGAAUUCACGAAAUAUGAGGCUAUGGUCGCUGCCAUCCAGGAUGAGAAUGCCUUCUACAAGUACUCUCAGUUGAUCAAGAGGCUCAACUUGACCCCCAUCUCGGCAAAGGCUAACGAUGGGAGCAUGAAGCCGCUGGGGCUGUGCACAAAGUUGGAACGCCUGACUCUCACCAACUGCGUCAACUUGACGGAUUCCCCGCUCGUGGAGAUAUUGGCGGGUAACCCGCGCAUUCAGGCGCUGGAUAUGUCGCAGCUUUAUAAUAUCUCGGACUUGUCGAUUAAUGUGGUCGCUCAGAACUGUCCGAGGCUUCAAGGGUUGAAUGUUGCUGGGUGUAAGCGUAUUACUGAUGCUUCUAUGGUUCCGUUGUCUGAGAACUGUAAAUUUCUACGUAGACUUAAGCUUAACGAUUGUAACCUUUUGACUAACUCUACAGUCAUUUCGUUGGCUGAGAACUGUCCUCAGCUUCUGGAGGUGGACCUGCACAAGUGUCACAAUAUCACGGAUGAGUCGGUUCUUCAUAUGUUCAAUCAACUCCGCCAGCUUCGGGAGCUCCGCUUGGCUUAUUGCGACCUCCUUACCGACGACGCAUUCCUCAAGCUUCCAAAUAGGACGUACGAAUUACUGCGCAUCUUGGAUCUUACAGGCUGUAGGCUACUUACAGACCAAAGCGUGGGUAAGAUUGUCGGCAUCGCGCCCAGGCUCCGCAAUCUUAUUUUGGCAAAGUGCGAGAAUAUUACCGAUAGGGCUGUGACCCAUAGCAUUACAAAAUUGGGGAAGAAUUUGCACUACUUGCACCUUGGUCACUGCCAACACCUUACGGAUCGCGCCGUGCAGGCACUCGUACGUUAUUGCAAUAGGAUCCGGUAUAUCGAUCUGGCCUGCUGCACACUACUUACUGACCAGGCUGUGUGUUAUCUUGCCGGGCUGCCAAAGUUGAGGAGGAUUGGGCUGGUCAAAUGCCAUCAGAUUACGGAUUAUGCUAUCCAGACUUUGGUCCGUCGGACAAAUGACUUACCGUGUCCUCUUGAGAGGGUUCACUUGUCGUAUUGUACCAAUCUUACUGUUAAUGGCAUCCAUGACUUGAUCAAGAGUUGCGAGCGCCUUACCCAUCUCAGUUUGACUGGUGUCGACGUCUUUUACAGUAGGAAGGAUUUCACCCAAUUCUGUAGGCCUCCGCCUGAGGAAUUUAAUGAACACCAACGUGAAGUCUUUUGCGUCUUUAGUGGCAGCGGAGUAGAUAAACUCCGUCGGUACCUAAGCGCCCAACAAGCCGCUAACUCCGCUACGGCCAACACCGCUGGUGGGAACCCCCUCGCGUUUUAUAAUGAUGAGGAUGAUGAUACCCAGGAAAUGGAGGAGGAUGGGGAGGCGGGGACAGAUGGCGUUGAGGAUUAGGAUUCAUUCAUCGCAUGGGGGGGAUUGGGGUGAUUGGAGAGAUACACGCCAUCGCCUAAUUCUACUAUUGGUGGUAGGCAUUCUCGGCUUUUCUCAUUCGUUUCUUUUCCCAUCACCUUCACUUAUUUAUCGGUCGUCCUUGUUGAGUUGGUAGUUUGUUUGGCGAUAUGUACUUUUCUCUCUCACGUGACUAUGGUGGCAUAUGUCUUAUCUUGUCUUUCCUGUGUGCGCAUGGCGAUCUGGAAUAAUUGUAUUUUUUUCCUCUUCAUUUUGUUUCCUUUUUCUUGGAAAAAGCUGUUUCCUUUCUUUGGGGGUGCAUUUGGUACAGGUCUUUUAUUAUUGCUUCCUUCUCAUCUCAUGUUUAGGCACUUUUUUUUCCCUCUCGCGAAGUAAGUGGCAGAGGUAUUAAUACUCCAUGAGUUGAAUAAUGGGUGAACUGUUGGUGGGUGGAUAGAUGUAUGUUACUCUGGUUUUUCCAUUUGUUCCAUUGUUCCCCCCCCCGCUUUUGGUGGCGCUAUCUGCUUGGGUGAAUGGGCCGGUGGGUGGCUAGAUUGGCACGUAGAAUUUAGGGAUUUUUUUUUUCCUUUG
Tuber melanosporum (Perigord truffle) is the source of this 3024-nucleotide messenger RNA. RefSeq lists its product as uncharacterized. The transcript has 4 exons. The record is from RefSeq and is a predicted model, not a curated record. Gene Ontology annotation, cellular component: SCF ubiquitin ligase complex. Bases 619 to 2436 code for a protein of 605 amino acids. Gene Ontology annotation, biological process: SCF-dependent proteasomal ubiquitin-dependent protein catabolic process. Lineage: Eukaryota; Fungi; Ascomycota; Pezizomycetes; Pezizales; Tuberaceae. Gene Ontology annotation, molecular function: protein binding.